Molecule: messenger RNA, 4222 nt
Organism: Etheostoma cragini (Arkansas darter)
Lineage: Eukaryota; Metazoa; Chordata; Actinopteri; Perciformes; Percidae
Gene: smarcad1a
Product: SWI/SNF-related, matrix-associated actin-dependent regulator of chromatin, subfamily a, containing DEAD/H box 1 a
Exons: 23
Coding region: 370-3567 (1065 amino acids)
Cellular component (GO): nucleus
Molecular function (GO): ubiquitin binding; ATP-dependent chromatin remodeler activity; ATP binding
Source: RefSeq, a predicted model, not a curated record
CAAUAAGCGGAGCCGGCCCGGCAUCACAUCCUCCAGGGCCGCUGGACUUCGCGGGAAACCGGCUGUAAUCAAGGGUCGAGAUACAACAAACCUAAUUGGACCACGGGUCAAACAUCCGUCUUUGAUAUUAAAUCAGUGUUUUAUAAAUAAAUACAUUUCAAACUGUAACGGAGCAGUGACAUAGCUAAAAAUCGCCGUCUUCAGGUCUGAUGUCCUGGCUGCUAUGCUAACGCCCGACGGUCUUACUAAACGUUAGGCUGUCUCAUUGGCAAACAGGAACAUUGUGCUUCAUGCGGCAGGGCAGAGAAAAUACUGCUGACUUGAAAGAGACAAAGAGCUGUCGCUGUCAGACACGAACUGACUGUUAACAUGUUCAAUUUAGACCGCUUUCGUUUUGACAAGAAGGCGGCGACGACAACAAACAAAGACCAGGAUAGCGGCUCCAAAAGUCCAGAGUCUGAGAAGGAGAACAAACCAGCUCAGAUGAAAUCUGUCAAAGCCUCACCAAAGCCCCAUGCGCGAGGAGUGGUUUUUGAAGAAGUCAUAACAAUUGACUUGGAGGAGGAUAAGCUUCUCUCCGAAACAAAGACCAAAAUACCAAUAACCAGGAAGUUCAAGAAUCCCAAAGGGAAAUCAUCCCAAAAUGUGGCAUCAGAUCACACGGAUGACGAGGAACAAGAAAUGGAGGAGAACAUCAACAGACUACUGGAGAUGUUUCCUCAGUUGUCAAGGACAGAGGUCCUGGAGGUUAUUAGGAGCACGAGCACAUUGGAUGGGGCUGUAGCUGCAUGCCUUUUAAGGUUUGGUGAUAAAGAAGCCCCAGACCAAAGCAGGAAAAGAAAGCAGGAUGGAUCCAGCAGCUCUCAGGAAGGUGGUGAAAUUCAACCCAGCAAGAAGAGAAGGUCAUCAGUGGAUUCUGAAGAAGAAGAAGAUGACAGCAAAGAGCCAAACUGGGAGAAGCAGGAAGCCAUGGUCCGAAGACUGCAGAAAAAGUUUCCUGACCAGGACAAGGAGGAGCUGCGGAUGGUGCUGCAGGAACACGACUGGAAUGUUGAGGAUGCUCUGCAGGUUCUACAAAUGUUCUCAGACCCAGAUGCCAGUUUCAGCUCACCUGACACAGUAGAAAAGAAAUCCAGUAAAUCGAAGAGCAAAGACAAGUCGAGCAAGGGCCACAGGAAGUUGACGCGCCACAAAGACCAUGGAGACAGUACAAGUAGCAGAGGCCAAGACGACUCUUCCGAAGACCAUAUCAUUAUUACUGACACAGAGGAGGACCGUCGAGACGAUUCAGAUGCUACAAAGGACAGUGAAGACUCAGACAGUGACGAUUUCAAAAACAGAAGUAGCACUUUCACUCUGUCAACCAGGCUUAAAAAAAGCUCUGACUCCGUAUCGUCAUCCUCCUCAGUCAAGAAAACAACUACCUCUUCCUCCCUGAAGCCAACCUCCUCUUCCUCUGCUGCUCAGAUGCUGUCCAGAUUUGCCAGUGGGACCAGUAUAGCUAAGAAGCAGGCAGCAGAGAGAAAGAUGAAGGCGCGUGAAUCCGACGAUCAUGUCAGCUCUGAGGGGGAAAAUGACGAUGAAGAGGAAACCGUUAGUAGUGAGUUUGAGGACUCUGAUGAUGAGCUGGAUUCUAACGGUGGCAUGACGGAUCUGAAGAAAGAGAUCCUCCAGUUUUUCCAGGACGCGUCGAUUGAUGAGCUGUCGCUUAUCGCUGGGUGCUCUGUUAAAAAGGCCCAGAAGAUUUUGGAACUGAGGCCCUUUGAUGGCUGGCAAAGCCUGAUUGAUGUCUUCCAUAAGGAAAAUGGACUGUCGGAUGGCUUGCUGCUGGGCUGCAGAGUUGUCCUCAAAGAGCGGCAGGUUGUCCUGGGGCUGAUGUCCAAAUGCAAUACCAUUUCCUCAAAAAUGUUCAAACAGGUGACUCAGGUGAUGGAGAGGGGCACAGGGGCCAUGAAACAGCCCAGUGUACUCAACAGCCAGUACCAGCUGAAACCAUAUCAGCUGAUUGGUCUAAAGUGGCUGCUUCUUCUGCAUGAGCACAAACUGAGUGGGAUCCUUGCUGAUGAAAUGGGUUUGGGAAAAACUAUCCAGGCUAUAGCGUUUCUGGCCCAGCUGUACCAGAAUGGAAUAGACGGUCCUCACCUCAUCACUGUGCCGGCCUCUACAUUAGAUAACUGGGUCAGAGAGCUGAAGCUGUGGUGCCCAAGCCUCAGAGUGCUAGUCUAUUGUGGAUCUGUGGAGGACCGCCGCUACCUCAAACACGACCUCCUCAGUGGAGAGGAUGAGUGCAACGUCAUUGUGACAACGUAUAACAUGGCCAUAGGAAAUGCCAACGACCGCAGCCUUUUCCGUAAGCUGCGUCUGAAGUAUGCUGUGUUUGAUGAAGGUCACAUGCUGAAGAACAUGAACUCUCUGCGCUACCGCCACCUUAUGGAGAUUAACGCUGAGCAUCGCUUGCUUUUGACAGGAACUCCUUUACAGAACAACCUCUUAGAGCUGAUGUCUCUCCUGAACUUCAUCAUGCCUUCCAUGUUCUCCAGCUCCACUACACAGCUCUCCAAAAUGUUUUCUAUGAAAUCCCAUGAGGAGCAGAGCCGCUUUGAGAGGGAUCGUAUUUCUCAGGCCAAACUCAUCAUGAAACCGUUCAUCCUCCGAAGAGUGAAGAGCGAGGUCCUCAAGCAGCUGCCAGCCAAGGAAGAGAGGGUAGUGUCCUGCCCGAUGAGUGAGAAACAGCAGGUUCUCUACCAGAGCCUCGUAAACAAACUCAAGGCUUCUGCCAAUGGCGAAAAACAUGAGUUGUGUAAUGUGAUGAUGCAGUUGAGGAAGAUGGCCAACCAUCCUCUGCUUCACAGACAGUACUACACCACAGAAAAGCUCAAAGCCAUGAGCAGACUCAUGCUCAAGGAGCCAACUCACUUUGAUGCGGAUGCUGUUCUGAUCCAGGAGGACAUGGAAGUGAUGUCAGACUUUGAGCUGCAUCGUCUGUGCCAGCAGUACUGCUCUAUCAGCUCCUACCAGCUUGAACACAAUCUCCUGCUUGACUCUGGGAAAUUCCUCCUCCUCACAGAGCUGCUGGCCUCACUUAAAACCCAGGGAGACAGAGUGGUUUUAUUCAGUCAGUUCACCAUGAUGCUGGACAUCGUGGAGGUGCUGCUGAAACAUCUUAAGCAUCGUUACGUCCGACUGGAUGGAUCCACACCCAUAGCCAACAGGAUUGUGUUGAUUGAUGAGUUCAACACGGAUCCUGACAUAUUUGUGUUCCUGUUGUCAACACGUGCUGGUGGCCUGGGAAUCAACCUCACCUCCGCUAAUGUUGUCAUCCUCCAUGACAUCGACUUCAAUCCCUACAAUGACAAACAGGCAGAGGACAGGUGUCACCGCGUAGGCCAGACCAAGACUGUACAGGUGAUUAAGCUAAUCAGCAAGGACAGCAUAGAUGACUGCAUGCUGCAGCUGGGCCAGAAGAAACUAAAGCUGGAGCAGGACAUGACUGCUGCUGAGGGUGGUGAUGAGGGGACCAUACCUGAAGAUAUGGCAUCUUUGCUCAAAGCCUCCCUAGGACUGUGAUACGCACAUACGACCUAAGACUGUAAAAAAUACAUUUUUGAUAGCAAUCUUGUGACUCUGGGCAGACUUGAGUGUUCCAACAGAACACACACACACACACACACACACACACACACACACACACACACACACACACACCUCCUGAAACCAUAUGCUGCCAUGAAAAAAAAGUUUUGAUGUUGAUCUGAUUUACUGUGUAGCACGUUAGCUGUGCCUAAAACACUAUUUUUUACAUGCGCACAGUUUUUGCUAUACUUUGAUUAUGACCUCAGUAUAUUAAGGCUAAACAUUAAAUGUUGCCUUUUUGAAAUUGUAACUUGUUAUCCAAGGUUACUUUUGUAGAAACUUGAAAUUUCAGACCAUACCGCCAGUAAUGCAGCAUGUGGUGGAGUACCCCAAGGUACUUGUUUAGACAAAAGUGUCACAUAAACCAUGCAGUCUUAUAUUGUUCACAUUCUGAUAAAGGGACUGUAUGCGGGUAAGGAAAAGUAUGCCUACUGGUUAUUAACACUUCUGUGAAAUAUUAAAGUUCUAGUACGGAAAAUGUGCAAAGAGAUUGAGAAUGGUAGAUGUUUUUUUUACAUAAUAUCCUUCCUACCUGACAGUGUUGGAUCUUGCCUACUUUACAUGCUCUUACUUGCCAGCUCUUAAAAAA